AUGGCACGCAAACGAGAUUUAGAGGCAACAACGACUGAUCAUACCGAUACCACACUCAACGAAGCCAAUCCCAGCAAAAAACGCAAACACAACAAUCUCGAUUCAACUGUUUUGAAGACCAAAAAGAAGCACAAAAAGCAUAAAGAGCACAAACACAAGAAGGACAAAGAACGCAAGAAGGAGCACAAGAAGGAGCACAAGAAAGAACACAAAAAGAAGAAUAAGAAGGAAAAGAAGAAGAAAAAGAGCAAAUCGAGCGAGAAAGAUGUUACCUACAACAAAGUCGAGACGUCAACGACAACCAGAGGCACCACGACGGCAACCAAAUCAUCAUCAUCAACAAAAAAAGAUCGUCCCAAGGCUAAGCUUUUCAACAGUCGUCUUCGACAUAUCCCGACUCGUGAUUCUGAUGAUGAGAACGUGGAUAAAGUAUCGCUAUACAGAACGAGAAUUAUCGCCGAGAUUCCCAAGGUUCAGCGUGACUUUUUCAUUUCAGACUCGGAUUCUGACUCUGACGAAGAUACCGAAUUGAACAUCGGCGUUGAACCAGAAUUGGAAUGGCAUAAGCGUUACCUUGGCAUAACAGAGGUCAGGGAGAAACGGCUUGAAUGGACGACAGUGGAGAAUGGCAUCUGGAAUGUGCAGGAACGAAUUCGACUAGAAAAACGGGUGAAGAGAGUCUCAAGGAGCAUGGGUAUGGAUCUGAAAGCCUUUCGAGAGCACGUGCUUUUUGAGCGACCUAGCGAGCAUUUAAAGAUGUGGUGGGAGAUAGCAAAACCGUUUCCUAAACGAGAUUUGAAUGCAAUUGUGGACAAAGUACGCACAGCGUAUGCUGCCAACAAGUAUGCUGGAAGGUGGACCAAAGAGGAAGAUGAAAAAUUAAGGGAGUUGAUGAGGGACGGAGAACGUUAUUCAAGCAUGGUAGCCCAUUUUCCCAAACGUGAUCGAAGCGCUAUCCAAUUCAGGUGGUAUCAAUUGGAGACCCAAGAUCAAGCAGCUGCAAAUCUCGUGAAAAGCGGCAGAUGGUCGGAUGAUGAAGUAAAGCAGCUUUAUAAUGCUGUGAAGAAGUAUGAAAUGGAGCACCCUGAUAAGCGGAUCGAUUGGAAAGUUAUAGCGGCAGAGCUCGGUGGAAUGCGAUCAGUAACUCAAUUGCGUCACAAGUGGGGUAAAGUGUGUGAAAUGCUGGAGAAAUCUCAGGGAAAUAUAAAGUCUCAGCCGUUUACUAUCAAAGAUAAACUCGAUCUCUUUGAAAGAAUGCAAGCCAAAGGCUGGAAGAAAGAGGAGGAUAUCAAAUUCGUUGAGCUUGCAACAGCAAAAAUGACGAAGUUGCAAGCAAGAGGUAUUUAUCUCGCUAACCGGUUGUCGAUACCAGGGUUUAAAACGCUUCCUUAUCCAGAAAUCAUUUCGAAGCUAGUUGAAACGAGGCGAGCCAUGGUUGCAAGCAUGGAAGAAUAA
Lichtheimia ornata is the source of this 1455-nucleotide messenger RNA. RefSeq lists its product as uncharacterized. Gene Ontology annotation, molecular function: transcription cis-regulatory region binding; DNA-binding transcription factor activity. The transcript has 9 exons. NCBI's taxonomy places the organism in Eukaryota, Fungi, Mucoromycota, Mucoromycetes, Mucorales, Lichtheimiaceae. Bases 1 to 1455 code for a protein of 484 amino acids. Gene Ontology annotation, biological process: regulation of DNA-templated transcription. Gene Ontology annotation, cellular component: nucleus. The record is from RefSeq and is a predicted model, not a curated record.